AUGACGUCGCGAGUUCCACGUUGGCCCGGACGUGGCAGCAGAAUCAGAGGACAGAAAUAAACGAUUCUUAAUUUGGGAGUCACAAACAGAACGAUUCACGCCUCGUCUCAACAACGACGAGAAUUUAAAAAAGCUUUUCUUCAAAUUUAGACAUUCACGCACAACAUGGGGCUCCUAAUCUCGUCAGUUUUUACCAGGCUGUUCGGCAAGAAACAGAUGAGAAUACUUAUGGUGGGCUUGGAUGCCGCAGGGAAAACCACUAUAUUGUACAAACUGAAGCUGGGAGAAAUAGUGACCACCAUUCCAACUAUUGGCUUUAACGUGGAGACGGUGGAGUAUAAGAACAUCUGCUUCACGGUGUGGGAUGUGGGUGGUCAGGACAAGAUCAGACCCCUCUGGAGACACUACUUCCAGAACACACAGGGUCUGAUCUUUGUAGUAGACAGCAACGACAGAGAGAGAGUGGCUGAAUCUGCAGAGGAACUCUCCAAAAUGCUCCAGGAGGAUGAGUUGAGAGAAGCAGUGUUACUGGUUUUUGCUAACAAGCAGGACCUUCCCAACGCUAUGGCGGUCAGCGACCUCACAGACAAACUGGGACUGCAGAGCCUCCGCAGCAGAGUGUGGCACGUGCAGGCGACCUGUGCGACCCAGGGCACAGGACUGUAUGAAGGACUGGACUGGCUUUCCAACGAGCUGUCAAAGCAAUAAUACCGGACAUCACAGGAGAGCAAGAAGCAGAGAACGAUAAAAGGAGGUCGAGAACACCUCGGAGAGAAAGACUGACCCCUUUAAUCAAGA
Messenger RNA from Coregonus clupeaformis (lake whitefish), 798 nucleotides. Its product is annotated as ADP-ribosylation factor 4-like. Gene Ontology annotation, molecular function: GTPase activity; GTP binding. The record is from RefSeq and is a predicted model, not a curated record. Gene Ontology annotation, biological process: vesicle-mediated transport; intracellular protein transport. The transcript is spliced from 6 exons. Bases 166 to 708 code for a protein of 180 amino acids. Gene Ontology annotation, cellular component: cytoplasm; plasma membrane. NCBI's taxonomy places the organism in Eukaryota, Metazoa, Chordata, Actinopteri, Salmoniformes, Salmonidae.